AAAGAAAGUAUUUCACUAUUUCCCUUUUUCUCUCCCUGCUUGUGUUGUGUCUUUACAUGUCUUGUUGAAUGCUAACUACUUCUUCCUCUCUCUCUCUUUCUCUCACUCACUCACUCAUUUCUUGUUUUUAUUUCUUCUGAACCAAUUGACUUAGCUUACUUAUAUGUUCCACCACCCAAACCCUAAUCUCAGGAACUUUGUGUUUGUCCUCUUCCUAUUUGUCUUCUUCUUACUCUCAGAAUAUCUCUGAUCUUUGUGUCUUCUUCUUCAAUCUUCACUCUCCCAUCAAAACCACUUUGGCCUUCUUCUUUUUCUUCUUAUUAUGUCUUCUCUAUCUCCCUCAUUUGGAUUGGCUUCUAUGCAAGUUCCAAAAAGUCAAUAAUUGAUAAGCAAUCUCCAUCAUUGUUCAUUUCUGGUGGUGCUUCCUUGUUUUGUUUUGUUCUUAUAUAUUCUGGUGAAGAAGCUUUGUUAUGGAAUCUUGUUACUGCAAUCUUGAAGUUGAGGUAAAUGGAGACGAGACCUUCAUGGUUGACAAGGCUAUUAUUGCUCAAUACUCAAGCAAGUUAGCUAGAUUAUUUGGAAAAUCUAGUGGUCCCAGUGGGAAACUCAAAGUAAUAUUCCAUGAUUUUCCAGGGGGUGCUGAGGGUUUUGAGCUUAUGCUAAAAUUUUGUUACAACAAUGGAAGCAUUGACAUGAACUCUUCCAAUUUGUUACAAGCACAUUGUGCAGCUGAGUACAUGGAAAUGAAGGAUUCUGUUCUUGGUGUUCCUAAUUUGUUGGAACAAACAGAGAAGUCACUUGAAGAAAUAAGCUAUUGGAGAUGGUCUGAACUUUUGGUUGCUUUGAAACAGUGCCAGAAUCUAUCAACUGUGUUGGAUUACUAUUCUAAUUCAAUGAUGCUGGAGAAGUGUAUGGACACCAUUGUUGGGAGAAUGUUUCUUGCUAGUGAAGCAAGCCCAUGCCCUUCAACUUGCUCAACUGAUAGUUCUUCCGGUGGGGUCCGGUUUUCGUGUGAUUCGAAGAGUACUGAGAGUAUCAAGACGAGUAGCUUCAGUUCGCGUCCGUGUUGGUGGUUUGAGGAUCUUGUUUUCUUAAAUCCGGUUUUGGUUGAAAUGUUGGUGAGGUCAAUGAUCACAAGAAAAUUGGAACAUGGUUUGAUUAGUAGGUUUCUAAUGUAUUAUCAAAAAGCAAGAUUUUCAAGUACUAUUGAUGUGAGUGAGAAGAUUAAGAUCUUGGAAAUGGUCAUAGAUAUGCAUUAUGAUAUGGAGUACUACCAUAAUAGUACAAUCCCUUUUAAGACCUUGUUUGGGAUUCUAAGAAUUAGUUUGAGUUUGAACAUAAGCAAAAGUUGUAGGCACAAGUUGGAGGCCAUGAUUGGUUCCAAUUUGGAUCAAGCAACUUUGGACAAUUUGCUUGUUCCAUCACCAUAUGGAAUAAGUUACUUGUAUGAUGUGAAACUUGUUCUCAAGUUUCUAAAGGCGUUCUUGCGACGCGGCGGCGGCGUUGUUGCUCCCACUAGGAUGAAGAAAGUUGCAAGCUUGAUAGAUUUGUACAUAGCAGAGAUAGCACCUGAUCCUUCUUUAAGGCCUUCUAAGUUCUUGGCUCUUGCCACAGCAAUUCCAGAUUCUGCAAGAGAUUCUUAUGAUGAGCUCUACCAUGCCAUGGACAUGUACCUUGAGGUUCAUGGUCAAUUGUCAGAAGAAGAAAAGUUGAAGAUAUGUUGUGGAUUAAACUAUGAUAAGCUUUCACCUCAAGCUUGCAUACACCUUUCUCAGAACCCAAAAUUCCCAUCAAAAUCAGCAGUUCAGGCUCUCAUAUCACAACAAUCAAAGCUCAAAAACUUGAUCCAAUCUACUCCAGCUACAUCACCAUUACUCAAUGGCUCAUCACCCCCUUUCUGCUUUACAAAUGUUAAUGCACAAAAGGGAAACAAAGACAAAAGCAAUGACCAAGUUGUGUUGUAUUCUUCUACUGGAGACUUUGAUGCUUCAUCUGAUAAUGAGAGACUCAAGGCACAUUUGCAAGGAAUGCAAUGGAGGGUUAUGGAAUUAGAGAAAAUCUGUAAGAAAAUGCAAACUCAGAUGGCAAAGAUCACAAAAUCAAAAGUACCACCCAAUAGUUAUGCAAGAUCUUUGCCUAAGCUCUGUUCAUGAUAUGUUAUUUUUAUUUAUUUAUUUUAUUUUUAUUUUCCCUUGUAUUUCUUCAUAUCUGUAUAGCACCCAAAUGAAGUUGAUUGAGUAAGAAAAAAUAUAUUGGUUGUACAUACAAUCAAGAAAUAAUGAAAAAAAAAUUAUAUAUAUACUGCAAAGAAUUUAAGAUU
Arachis stenosperma is the source of this 2320-nucleotide messenger RNA. Its product is annotated as BTB/POZ domain-containing protein At3g22104. Bases 471 to 2153 code for a protein of 560 amino acids. The transcript has 3 exons. Lineage: Eukaryota; Viridiplantae; Streptophyta; Magnoliopsida; Fabales; Fabaceae. Gene Ontology annotation, molecular function: protein binding. The record is from RefSeq and is a predicted model, not a curated record.